GAAGCAAACAGGCUUGAUUGAUUUCCGAGGAGGAGGAGGAGGAGGAGGAAGGAGGCUGGAUCGUGGCGAGGACGCAAGACCAAGAGAGAGGGUCUGGUGACCUUUGAGGAGGAGGAGGAGGAGGAGGCAGUAGCUGUGUAUUUCACGGAGGAGGAGUGGGUCUCCUGGAUCCGGGCCAAAGUGUUCCACGCAGGGAAGCCAUGGAGGAGAAUUAUGAGAUUGGAGCCUCUUUCAAACCAGACCUCAUUUCCUGUUGGGAAGAAGGAGAAGAUCCAGUGAUGCAGGAACCCAAAGAAGAGGAGGAGACCUCAGCAGCUGACAGAGAAGUAACUGAACUAUCACUGGAAAAAGCUGAGGAGCAGAUGCAAGAACAGAAACUGAGGAGUCAAGAUGGAGCAAAGAGACAAGAGGAAAGACAGACUCACACAGGAGAGAAACCUUAUCAAUGCUUGGAGUGUGGAAAGAGCUUCAGUCAGAGUAGGACUUUUACUUUGCAUCAAAAAACUCACACAGGAGACAAACCUUAUCAAUGCUUGGAGUGUGGAAAGAGCUUCAGGUGGAGUAGCAACCUUACUUUGCAUCAAAGAACUCACACAGGGGACAAACCUUAUCAAUGCUUGGAGUGUGGAAAGAGCUUCAGGUGCAGUAGCCACCUUACUUCGCAUCACAAAACUCACACAGGGGACAAACCUUAUCAAUGCUUGGAGUGUGGAAAGAGGUUUAGUCAGAAUGGCAACCUUACUUCGCAUCAAAGAAGUCACACAGGAGACAAACCUUAUAAAUGCUUGGAGUGUGGAAAGAGCUUUAGUCAGGGUAGCACUCUUACUUCGCAUCAAAGAACUCACACAGGAGACAAACCUUAUCAAUGCUUGGAGUGUGGAAAGAGCUUCAGGUGGAGUAGCCACCUUACUUCGCAUCACAAAACUCACACAGGGGACAAACCUUAUAAAUGCUUGGAGUGUGGAAAGAGGUUUAGUCAGAAUGGCAACCUUACUUCGCAUCAAAGAAGUCACACAGGAGACAAACCUUAUAAAUGCUUGGAGUGUGGAAAGAGGUUUAGUCAGGGUAGCACUCUUACUUCGCAUCAAAGAACUCACACAGGGGACAAACCUUAUAAAUGCUUGGAGUGUGGAAAAAGCUUCAGGUGGAGUAGCCACCUUACUUCACAUCACAAAACUCACACAGCGGACAAACCUUAUAAAUGCUUUGAGUGUGGAAAAAGCUUCAGUUGGAGUAGCAACCUUACUUCGCAUCAAAGAACUCACACAGGGGACAAACCUUAUCAAUGCUUGGAGUGUGGAGAGUGCUUCAGUCGGAGUGACAAACUUAGUAUACAUGAAAGAAAUCACACAGGAGACAAACCUUAUCAAUGCUUGGAGUGUGGAAAGUGCUUCAGUCGGAGUGACAAACUUAGUAUACAUGAAAGAACUCACACAGGGGACAAACCUUAUCAAUGCUUGGAGUGUGGAAAGAGCUUCAGUCAGAGUGUCCACCUUACUUUGCAUCACAAAACUCAUACAGGGAACAAACCUUAUAAAUGCUUGGAGUGUGGAAAGAGCUUUAGUCAGAAUGGCAACCUUACUUUGCAUCAAAGAAGUCACACAGGAGACAAACCUUAUAAAUGCUUGGAGUGUGGAAAGAGCUUUAGUCAGGGUAGCACUCUUACUUUGCAUCACAGAACUCACACAGGGGACAAACCUUAUAAAUGCUUGGAGUGUGGAAAGAGCUUUAGUCAGAAUGGCAACCUUACUUCGCAUCAAAGAACUCACACAGGAGAUAAACCUUAUAAAUGCUUGGAGUGUGGAAAGAGCUUUAGUCAGAAUAGCGCCCUUACUUCACAUCAAAGAACUCACAUAGGGGACAAACCUUAUAAAUGCUUGGAGUGUGGAAAGAGCUUUAGUCAGAAUGGCAACCUUACUUUACAUCAAAGAAGUCACACGGGACAGACCUUAUAAAUGCUUGGAGUGUGGAAAGAGCUUCAGGAGGAGUAGCAACCUUACUUCGCAUCACAAAACUCAUACAGGGAACAAACCUUAUCAAUUCUUGGAGUGUGGAAAGUGUUUUAGUCGGAGUGACACCCUUAGUAAACAUGAAAGAACUCACAGGAGACAAACCUUAUAAAUGCUUGGAGUGUGGAAAGAGCUUUAGUUCUCUAAAUCCCUAACCAAUCCCUAGGUCUCGACAGGGUCCUAUGAAAUUGGUCCCACAGUUGGACCUCAACUGCUUGGUUGGGCCUCGUAUGGCAAGCAACCUAUGGAGGGCAUUUAUGAAACUCAAAGUGUCCAUGGACUCGAUCACUUCUAUGUGAAUGCUUAAGCAGGUAAAGGCUUUACUACCUGGGGCUGCCUUUGAAGACGGUUCAGAAACUGCAGGUUGUCCAAAAUGCAAUGCCCUGAUUGGUAACAGGGACCAGAUGGUUCAAACGUAUAAAACCAAUUCUGGCCUGCUUGCAUUGGCUGCCUGUAUGUUUCCAAGCUCAAUUCAAGGUGCUGGAUUUGACCUAUUAUACAGCCACAAGAGUGUCUGUAUAGUAUAGCCAGCGGGGAUUUUUCACAUUCUGCCAUGUUAAAUUGAAAAUACCCCCCAUGCCAUUCUGAUGCUUCCCAUAAGCUCAUUUCAAAACAAAAGCUUCCAUAACUUAUAGUCCUGAACUCAGAAACGCUUGCUUAACAGCCCUGUCAAUCUUCAUGGCGAUACACAAAACAGUCAGAGAGAAUAGACAGUUCAAAGUGUAAAAAGAGAGAGAGAAACCUCAGAACCCUUUUGGACUUUUUUCUCUGAGAGUUAUAAUCUGUUGAAAUUCAUUAAAAAUCAGCCAUGUUCACAGAGUACCUGUAAUCCUAAUACUGACCUUGCCCCAUACUCUGACCUUCAUCUGCUGCAGUUUAAAAGUUUAAAAAAUGCCUGGCUGAUUUUUAAUUAAUUUAAUAAAUUUUGGCUGGGACCCAAUGAUAGCGCGGAGCAUGCUCAGUAAGGACCAACUGUCAGAGUUCUAAAAGCCAGACUCACAGCUGCUGGGCUUGGCUAAUCAGAGGGCCACACCUACACCAGACUUGAUUUCACUUGAGACAAUCAUGGCUUCUCUCAAAGAAUCCUGGGAAGUGUAGUUUGUGAAGGGUGCUAAGAGAUUCCUAUUCCCCUGAGAGAAUGGUUUAACAGACAGCCACUCUGAUUGAAGGACUGUGAGGGGAACAGGGCGUCUCCUAGCAACUCUUAGCACCCUUCACUAACUACACUUCCCAGGAUUCUUUGAGAGAAGCCAUGACUGGCCAAUGGGAAAUAAAGGCCUGGUGUGGAUGUGGCCAGGGACAGCUUUGGUUUAAAUUUGGGUGGGAGGCUACAUGUGUCUGCUGUAGAAUAAAAAGGUGGGGGAAAGGCUGAAAAAGAACGAUUCUGUUUACAAUGUUUUCCUUUUGGAAAGGGAAAGGUCUUCCCUUCUGCCCAGUGCCCACCCACCCAAUCUCCUCCCCUCCCACUCCCUGCCCCUUCCCUGGGUCAGUGUUGGACUAUGACCUGGGAGACCAGGGUUUGAAUCCCCACACAGCCAUGUAGCUGACUGGGUGACCUGGGGCCAGUCACAGCCUCUUGGGCUCAGAGGAAGACAAUGGUGAAAUCACCUCUGAAUACCGUCUACCAUGAAAACCCUAUUCAAAGGGUCGCAAUAGGUGGGGAUUGACUUGAAGGCAGUCCAUUUUCAUUUUCAAACAUGAUUGCAUAGAAAUAGAUCCCACUGAACUCAAAAAAUAUGCAAAUGAUCAAACCCACCCUCCCUUCUCCUUAUUCCUAUCCCCUCCUCUUGCCCCUUCCCUCCCCCUUCCUUUGCCCCUCACUCCCCAUCCCCUUCCAAUCCCCUCUUUCUCCUUCCCCUUCCCCCUCCUCCCCUUCCUCCUCCCCAUGGUCAGUUUUACCUAUCUUAAACAUGAUUGCACGGAAGUAAAUACCAUUGAACUCUAUAAGCAUGCAAAUGAUCAAACCUGCCCUCCCCUCCACCUUCCUUUGCCCCCCUCCAAUACGCUCCUUUCCCCCCCUCCAAUACGCUCCCCCUCCUCCUCCCCCAUGGACAGUGUUUCCUAUCCUAACCAAGAUUGCAUAGGAGUAAAUCCCAUUGAAAAUAAGCAUGCAAAUGAUCAGACCUGGUUUUCCCCUCUCCUCUCCCUUCCUCCUCUCCUGCCCACUCAAGCCCUCCCUCCCUCACCCCCCCGGUUAGUUUUACCUAUCCUAGGUAUGAUUGCAUGGGAGCAAAUCACACUGAAUUUAAUAAACAUGCAAAUGAUCAAGCAUGUCCUUCUCCUCCCCUCCCCAUCCUGCCUGCUCCCCUCCCAGUCCUCCCCUCUGCAUUUCCUCCCCUCCCUCUUCCUCCUCCCCUCCCCAUCCUCUGUGGUCAGUUUCACCUAUCCUAAGCAUGAUUGCAGGGGAGUAAAUCCCAUUGAACUCAAUAAGCAUGCAAAUGAUGGAUCCAUUCUCAGCAAACUUGGACAGGAUCCCAUUUCUUACCUCCCAGAUUAAAAAGCAGGGAAAUUCAGUAAUAGGCAAAAAACCUUGCGGUUUAAGAACAUACCUAUAGCCCACAGCUAUUCU
Molecule: messenger RNA, 4578 nt
Organism: Rhineura floridana
Lineage: Eukaryota; Metazoa; Chordata; Lepidosauria; Squamata; Rhineuridae
Product: zinc finger protein 420-like
Exons: 4
Coding region: 201-1955 (584 amino acids)
Source: RefSeq, a predicted model, not a curated record